UGAUUGUUUAAAACGGUAUGAUUUUUUGAGGCGGUCCAAAAACAGGGACGGGUAAGCCAAAAGUGGGGCAGCUGAUUGUAAGACUUAAUAUUCCAGGUAAGGUCCGCCAGCUCACGACAUCAAACAUUAACAUUGCCUGGAAUUUUAUUAUUCAUUCAAACGAUCUCAAUAUGGGGGACAGUACCAUCAUAUUCGAUACCUACCCUGCCCCGCUCACACUUCAAGCCAUGUCCAGCCUCUCCCAAAAUCAGCUUGCAGAUCAAGUCGAGAAAGCUUCAUCUAGAAAAGUUGACGAACAAUCAUCAGCAUUAUCACAAGUCCCGGAUAUCCAAUCAAAUUCCCUUCCACUACUUUCUCCCAGUCGUCAACCGCAUCUCAGCGACAAUGAACUUUCAUUAAACGCGGAGGAAUCUAUAUCUUCUGAAGAGUUGAGGCAUGUCACGAAGCACCGUAAUUCCACAACUACUGAGACGCUUACAGCCAACAGUUCUGAUGAUAAAAAUCCCAAAUCUCUCAAAGAUCUUUUCGAGAGCUUCGAAAAGCUGAGACUUGAACUCAUCGGACUUUCUGAAGAACGAGUCGAGCGUAGUAUUGAGACUCGCGUCUUCGAAGAGAAGAAAUUUCUCAUUGACAAGUUUAAUAACCUUUCCGAGGUAUUUCGUGUAAGUAACAGAUUUCUUCCUCUACAGUCGACAGCCUAGGCCCAUUGCUAACAACCCUCGGCAGGAAAUCAAUGAGAACACCAAGAAGAAUAAUGACUUGAUUCAAAAGAUCAAUGACGAAGUGGGUGUCAAUUAUCCUCUCCAGGAAUUGAGAGUGUUCUCUAUGUCUGAUACAGAUGAGCACAUCGUAAAAUUCACCGCUUCUCUAAGAAAACAUGCUGCUGCUAAGAAAGAACAGCUGAGAAAGGAGUUUGAGGUCCGUCCCGGUACAGCACCAUUUUUACAAGAGACCCAAACUUAACUUUGAUUAGGCCAUCAAGCUCGAAAUUUCCAUGGUCCUUGACAUCCCGACCAUGAAUACGUCUCCCCCAAGCAACACCAAGCCAGCUCAAAACAAUAAUGACGCUAACAACAUUGCACGGAUCCUCGAGGAUAAUGCUUCCCUGCAAAUCAAACUUGAUGCUGCACAAAAAGCUCAAGCCCGAGCUGAGGCAGCCCUAGAGCAAUACAAAGCCUGUCCCGCUCAACCAAGUAGCACCACCACCGCACUCAAGCAAGAAUCAGAAAUAAUUGAAGCCUAUCUUCCAUAUUAUAGGGUGACGGCGCAAUUCUGCUCUCGUGUUCGGCACGGAUUUCAUCACUCGGGACGUCGCAUUCACCACGGUGGUGCGAUCCGUGAGAUUGAAGGCCGGGGUCCAGCAAGUAAGGAAGUGAUAGAUCUUCGUAACGAAACAUGUCAUAGAGGAGAUAUCGCCGCCGACUUUGCACUUUUUAUGAUCGAUCCUAAUCGUGCUGGCUGGAACGUUGGAGGUGAACGCUACAACGACUUUUUGAAAUCAUAUCGCAUCACGCCGGAAGAAUGUAAAACAAUAUUUCUCUUCUCGAAAGGCUAUCCACCAUCCAUUCUUCUGGAACCCCUUAACAUGCAUGCCACUAUGUAUAGGUGCUACUUCAAGACAAUUUACAACAGUAAUAGCAAAAAUGAUAAAGACUUUGAGGCUUCUUUUGAAAGAAUUUUGUUGCAUUACAGGCGUUUAUUGUCAACUAACGGCGUAUCUCUAUGGACUGAUCGACACAGGUCUCUGGUAAACCAUCUCACUUCCGACAAACAAGCUAAGGCCGAUCAAAAAGCGAUGGAGGAGAUUGUUCGAGAAACUAUUGCUCAUCAGAAAGCUCAACUUGUUCGAGCCUAAAUGGCAUUGCUGGAUUUAGAUAAGAUCGAUGGGACCCAGAAGAGCUUCUUAGUUUGCCAUUCGAUGAUGGCUAUGAUGGAUUAGCUUCCCUAGCUCCAUUUUCCGCGAUGCCUCAAACACCAUUCAGAAUAUCACUCGCCUUGUUUUUUCUCCCCUUUGGCUAACCCCUAAAAGCCUCUACAACUAAAGCGGUCUCCUUUUCCAGCAUUCAAAAACCAGUAAAACUAUCAGUUAUUCUUCUCAGUUCAUACAGCCUUUCGAUAGUAAGCCGGGAAAAAAUUUCCUGGGGAAAAUUUCCCGGCGCACUUGACUGACCCGUCAGCUUGGGUCCGGUAUAAACAUCCUAGAUGAUUCGGAUUUGAAAUCAUACCUUUUUGUAUAGAGUUUGGAUAUCCAAUCGACAUUUCAAGAUACAUAAAUGAAUAUAUAACAAAGAUUUAUAGAUGAUUUAUUUUUAAUAAGAUCAUAAUAAACCCAUCGAAAAUAAACUGUCACGUAAUUCAGGGGAAUAUUGUAAAACUCUAGAGAUGAAAUAGUUCUAUGAU
Messenger RNA from Sclerotinia trifoliorum, 2400 nucleotides. Lineage: Eukaryota; Fungi; Ascomycota; Leotiomycetes; Helotiales; Sclerotiniaceae. The record is from the annotation of a GenBank genome assembly.